UCAUAAACCCCAAUUGGUACCACAUAUUAGUCCCUGCAUUGUGGUUGUACUUACAAGAAUCCUCCUCACCCCCAACCACCACCACCACCACCAUGGCCGGCGGAGAAUCCACCGCCGUCGCGACUAAGAUCCCACUCCAGCUAGUUCACGACGUCAGUCGAAUUUCCAGUGCCGGAUUUUCUGGUUUGUUCAAGAAAGACUGUACUGAUUUGGGCAGAAGAUUGUCUCCUUUGGCUCAUUUGCUUGAGGAAAUCAGGGAUUCAAACAACAUCCUUUUGGUUUCUUCAUCUUCUUCCCACAAUUCUUGCCUUUAUGAUCUCUCUUUAGCUCUCAAGGCUUCAAAAAGAUUGCUUUUAGCUGCUAAUGACUUUGAUCCCAAGAUCUCAUCUGACGCGGCAAGGAAGAAGAUCGUUUUUCAAUUUCAAUGUGUGAUAUGGAAAUUGGAGAAAUCCCUGGGCAGCUUACCAUAUGACCAGCUCGAUAUAUCAGAAGAAGUGCAAGAGCAGGUUGAAUUGAUCAGAACACAAUUGAAACGAGCCAAAGAGAGGUAUGGUGGACCUGUGACUUCAAAUUUGUUAUCUCGAGCAUUGUCCCAACCAUUAGAUAAGGAGAUUGAUCCGCUUCACUCGGCUAGUACGGGAGUUGGAAGUUUACAUGUAGAGAAUAUUGGCAUUAUUGAUCACGAAGUUAGGCCAAAACUUGGAGGUGUUCCUUUGGGCAGUGGUCCAAAUGGCAAUGAUUGCAGUCAGAUAGUUCAGGAACCAGAAAAUCUAAGGAAUUCAACCAAAUUGUCUGAGGUUGCUUUCCCAAAUAUUCCCGGUUCGGCCAGCGAAGAUGACUCACCCAGAAAGAAUCUCGUGGAGAGUAAGAAGACAAAUUCUCCUAUAAUUCCUGAAGAGUAUCUCUGCCCUAUAUCCCUUGAACUCAUGAGGGAUCCUGUAAUUGUGGCCACAGGACAGACUUAUGAGAGAUCUUUCAUACAAAGAUGGAUAGACGGAGGCAACACAAGAUGCCCAAAAACUCAGCAGAUGCUCCAAGAUCUUACGCUGACACCAAAUAUUGCUUUGCGAAGUCUCAUUUCUGAUUGGUGUGCAAAGAACAAUAUGGAGCAACCAACUGCAUUAGCAUAUGCGAGAAUAAAGAGAAGUGAUGGAUCAUUUCGUGAUGUUAGUGGGGAUAUAGCAGCUAUUGAUGCAAUUGUACGCAAGCUUUCAAGCAGGUCCACCGAGGAUCGGAGGGCUGCAGUAGCGGAGAUACGGUCGCUAUCCAAAAGAAGCACAGAUAACAGAAUUUUGCUUGCUGAAGCUGGUGCAAUCCCCAUGUUGGUUAACUUGUUGACAUCUGAAGACAGUCAAAUUCAAGAUAAUGCCGUCACUUCUAUUCUUAACCUCUCUAUAUUUGAUAGCAACAAGGGGAUUAUAAUGCUUGCCGGUGCUGUUCCUUCUAUCGUUCAAGUUCUCAGAGCUGGAAGCAUGGAAGCAAAAGAGAAUGCAGCAGCAACCAUCUUUAGUUUGUCACUUGGAGAUGAGAAUAAAAUAAUAAUAGGUGCAUCGGGAGCCAUACCAGCUCUGGUCGAAUUGCUUCGGACUGGAAGCACUAGAGGGAAGAAAGAUGCUGCAACAGCAUUGUUUAACUUAUGCAUAUAUCAAGGAAACAAGGGUAGGGCGGUACGGGCAGGGAUUAUACCAGCAUUGUUAACGAUGCUGACAGAUUCAAGCAAUUGCAUGGUUGAUGAAGCUUUGACCAUUCUUUCCGUUCUUGCCAGCCACCAAGAAGCCAAGGCUGCCAUAGCAAAAGUGAGCACAAUCCCUGUGUUGAUAGAUCUACUAAGGACAGGUCUACCUCGUAAUAAAGAGAAUGCAGCUGCUAUCUUACUCUCCUUGUGCAAGAGAGAUCCUGAGAAUUUAUCUUGCCUUCGUAGGCUCGGUGCACUUAUACCUCUUUCGGAGCUUGCUAAUAGUGGCACCGAGAGGGCAAAGAGGAAGGCUACUUCAUUGUUGGAGCACCUUAGAAAAUCUCAGCAGCCUUGACUGGUGUUCUAUCAGUGAAAGAUUUAUUAAUUGCUUCCUUCAUUCUUAUCUGACCGGUGAAUAUUACACGAUUCUAUUUAGAGAGUGAUAAAAUCUAAGAAAGGGAGCUUGAGAAAAUAAGUCAAUUCUCAUUGCUCCGUGAUUCAGUGUAUCUAUUUAAUCUGUUUUUGAGUGAGCCACUGAUUCGUUUGACCUGUAUCUUUUCAUUAUUUGUUACUAAUUGAUCAAUUUCUGUUUUGUCACAUUAUAUGGUUCGACGAAAAUUUAUCAACUCUGUAUAAAAUGAGACAUUUUGAUA
Nicotiana tabacum (common tobacco) is the source of this 2328-nucleotide messenger RNA. RefSeq names its product U-box domain-containing protein 11-like. The record is from RefSeq and is a predicted model, not a curated record. Gene Ontology annotation, molecular function: ubiquitin-protein transferase activity; protein binding. Lineage: Eukaryota; Viridiplantae; Streptophyta; Magnoliopsida; Solanales; Solanaceae. Gene Ontology annotation, biological process: protein ubiquitination.